AUGGAGAAGCGAGUAGAAGAGCAUCUGGAGAUGUUCCUUGGAUACCUCGGAGAGGUGAUCAUGCAGGAACAGAGUCUACACAUUAUUCUGAACGAGCGCCUGGAGAGUCCGCUCCAAGAGCAUCCUCAAAGCCUUCUAAAGUGGCCCGCAGAGAACCUUCAGAUACAUAUGAAGAAGCGAGUAGAAGAGAAUCUAGAGAUGCCUCUUGGAGGCCUCGGAGAGAUGACCGUAGAGGAACUGAGCCUACAGAUUAUUCUGAAGGAGCGCCCCGAGAGUCCUCUACAGGAGCUCACUCGAGGCCUUUGA
Molecule: messenger RNA, 306 nt
Organism: Eimeria tenella
Lineage: Eukaryota; Apicomplexa; Conoidasida; Eucoccidiorida; Eimeriidae
Exons: 1
Coding region: 1-306 (101 amino acids)
Source: RefSeq, a predicted model, not a curated record